AUGAUCAUGCACGUUUUCCGAGAUGGGUUUUUCGAAGAAACGGUAGGUGCAGAAUCAGAAGCCAGGAAAUGGGCUCUAGCCGGAAUUCCGAUUAGGGCGCCGUUAAAACAAAUAUCUACUAACAAGGCAGCGGAUUACGAGGAUGAAGACAGCGCCCGUUCAACGUCCCCGACAGCGCGUGAGUCAAGGAUAACCGGAAAAUUGAUCUGCCCGCCGGCGCCCAGGAAGAGGCGCCCGGCCUCGACGUGCCAUUUCAACGGAGCUAGGGAGUUCUUUAAUCCUCCCGAUUUGGCAUCGGUGUUUAUAUGCCAUCCUCCCCUUUUAGUGUUUAUUUGUCCUUAUUCGUUUUAA
Striga hermonthica is the source of this 351-nucleotide messenger RNA. NCBI's taxonomy places the organism in Eukaryota, Viridiplantae, Streptophyta, Magnoliopsida, Lamiales, Orobanchaceae. The record is from the annotation of a GenBank genome assembly.